Messenger RNA from Vitrella brassicaformis, 2832 nucleotides. NCBI's taxonomy places the organism in Eukaryota, Vitrellaceae. The record is from the annotation of a GenBank genome assembly.
CCGUAUGUUCAAUUCAAUGAGAUCAUGUUGCACAUCCAUCCAUCCAUCCAUUCACCCAUCCAUCGACUACCUCGGCCGCGCCACCACCCUCACCCUCACCCUCACUCGUCCUCGCUCGCCCAUGCACACACAGGCACACACACAUCGCUGCUACCUAUCUGUGGGCGUCCCGCUGUCCAUCCAUCCAUCUGUCUAGCUGGCAGACUACGCGGCCUUGCCUUGGGCCUCUGCCGGCGGCGAUGUCUGCGCCGGCUCGGCCACCGACGAUGCACCUGAUGUGCCGAUCUCGAUGCGACGCUUCUUAACUUGCAAGGGCCCUUCGCCGAUCUCCCUGGAACGACACAAAAAGCGGCAAUACACAGCGAGCAGACGAGCGUUGUUGAUGAGGUUUGUGUCUCUGUCUGGCAUCUCACUUGGCCUGUGCUACGAUGACGGUCUCUUUGGUGUGGUCCAGCUGGGGGGCGCCGAACGAAGCAUCCAUCUGAGAAACAGACACGGGGAAAUGGGACUGCUCGCCUGCCUAUCCACCUCUCUCCCUCACCCGUGCGAGUGCGUUGCCGAGUUUGCUGGCCUCUGUGAUGACUUUGGCGCGCACCUCAGCCGUCAUGACGUCACCCGAGCCCUCCUCCUCGCCCAAAGACUCCUCAGCCUUGGCGCCCGCCUGCACUCAGCAAAUGGAUGGAUGAGACACGAUGGAUGGGAGGAAUGGAUGCGCUGCUUACUUGGAUGAGGGCACGGUAGCGCUCCAGCUGCAUGAAUGGUGCAUUCAUGGCCGAGGUUAAGAGGGCACGUACACGGGGGCGCUUUGCGGGUGUGUGGUUGUGUGCACUCACUGACCUUGGUGUCUAUCUCCUCUAGGUUCUCCUUGCGCGCAGCCUGCUCCUCAGCUGCACACCACACCAACACCAAGACACACAUUAGACAGAGAAGGCAUGGGACGGCAGGCCUGUCUGUCUGUCUGUCUGUCUGUAUUACCGUCUAGUGUGACGCCAUCGACAUUGCUGAGGGCCUUCUCUAUGUGCUCCUUCGCCAACUGACAUCAAACCGCACACAGAGAACAUACGUGGUGCAACAAGUCGCGUGUUUUUUGUGGGAUGCAUGACCUCGAACGCUUUGAUGACGUUUGCGUUGUCCUUCAGGUGCUCGUAGGCGUGGGCAGCCUCCAUGCAACUGUACAAAAAACAUCCACACAACACAACACACACACUCACAGAUGUGUCUUCUCUCUCUGUCCUUGUCUGUGGGGGUAUCUCUUACUUGUUGAUGAGUUCGUGGUACGACAGUUUGUGCUCCAGGGCGGUCUUCAUGCCGGCGUCGUACUCCUGCACACGCCACGCACACCACAACCAUACACACCCGUUCCAGACAUGUGUGUGUGUAUGCGUACCUGCACCGCCUGCUCAAAACGCUUUUGGAUGGUCAGAAGGUCGCCCAGCCUGACAGACAGACAGACAGACAGACAGACUGGGGCGCAUGUCGGCAUGCAUGCCGUUCAUGGGAGGUCUUUGUGCCCUCGACUGACUGUCUGUGUACACGCAGUACCGACCGUGUUUUGGCGAAGAGGAUGGCUUUGACGUCGCCCAUGUCCACCUGCUCGCCCUCCUUCUGCUGCCUGCAGAAUAAGAAAUGUACACAUGGAUGAGUCCAAGCCAGCGAACGACCCCGUGAGCGCCUGCGCACUUGUCUAUCUUGUCACGGUAGCACUUCCACCCCAACUCCAACGUGUCCCACGCCAACUGCAUGACAUACAUACAUACACACACAAAACAUGUGAACGUGCGUGCACGGGUGAGCGCAUCUACGUAAAUUCCUCCACGUACCGCCAUGUCCUCCUCUGUAUCGCCCUGCAUCUCUUCGUCACCAUCGUCACCAUUCUCGCCGCUACCCUCACCCCCCUUGGCCCCCUCUUCAUCCCCAGCCUUGACUACCUCCUCCCCUGCCCCCUUCUCCUUCUCCUUGGUCUCGCCGCCCGUCACCUCAGGGUCCUUGGUCUUGUUCUGCUCGGCCCCGCCAUUGCCGUUGGUGGCGGUGGCAGUCUCGGGUUUCUUGUCCUCCUUCUCCCUCUCAUUAUUGUCCUUCAUGUCCUCAUCCUCGUCAUCUUCCUGGUCGUCGCCAUCCCCGCCGCCGCCACACAUGACGUCGAUGAGGGGCUGCAUGGUGUUGCGCAUCAGAUCCGCCUCCGAGUUCUCCAACAGGAAGUCGCUGACACACACACAUACAAACGAUAAGAUGGUGUGGGGCGGUGGAUCUCUGUGUCUGUGUGUGUUGUGUGUACCCGUAGUUGAGGUAGUAGGAUGCGAGGUCGGGGUGGAGGCCGUUGGCGUCCUUGUGCUCCUCAGUCCUGCAGGCCAUCAACACACAGAUCAAGGAAAGCCGUGCAGCUAAGCCGUGCUUGCCGACCUGCGCGUGUCUGUGUGUGUACUUGAUGGCGAGUGCCUUGGACAGGAACGCUGUGGCCUUCUGAAUGUUGUCCGCCCGCAGCUCCAUGGCCUUCUCCGUCAACAACUUGGCUACCACAUCCGGACCUGACAUCCAUCAUUUGGCCAUCACAGCCCAGCAGCACAGAUCUCCGUCAGAUCCCCCCACUCCCUGGCUGCCUCUUACCUUUCUCCUUGACCAUAUCGUCAUACAUGGCUAUCUCUGCGGCCUGCUCGUCCUCUUCGUCCUCCUCCUCCUCGCCCUCCUCCUGACCGCCCUCGCCCUCCUUUGCUAUCUCCAUUUUCGCAUCCUCCGCCGCCUCCUGGGCCUGCUGCGCAGCCGUACCCGCGUCCUUCUCACCAGCAGAAGGCUCACUCAUGGCGGCAGCAAAAGUGAUCUCCAAUUGGACCAGUG